CAAACCAUAAACACCGCUAGCUGUGAUUUAGCUGUCAUUUGGAAACCACGAAACCGCUGUCUGGAUAACCUGCUUUCUAUUAUUAAUACGUUCUGCUCUUUCCAUACACUUUUACAUUGUCAUCUUUAAAUCUUCAUAUUGGUUAGCUUGUUUAAUUUUCGCACUUGUUCGAGACUAGAAUUUACAACUUUAGCUUCCUUUUGGUUCUAUGCUCGUUUAGUCGUUUCGUCUGGCAUCAGUUUUCUCAAAGUGUCGAUCAAUGUUUAUUUUUUUUUCAGUAAGGCUCUACACUUAAGGAUUUGCUUCCGUUAGUAUUUUUGGUCAUAACCACUGUUAUUUGUAAUCAGAAUUUAGAACUUUUCCCCUUUGAUUCUCAGCUUGUUCGGCAUCAGUUUUUUUCAUUUUUUUUCAAAAGUUGGGCUUGGAAGAAAAUCCCAGCUGAUCAAUGUUUUUCCUUUGAUACUUCAGGGGGGAGUGAGGCUUUGUUCUUAAGAGAUUUGCUUGCUGUUAGUAUUUUCGGUCAUAACCACUGUUAUUUGUAAGACUACUUCUUCGGCAUCAGUUUUUUUUUUUUUUCUUUUUGAAGUUCGGCUUGGAAGAAACUCCCAGCUGAUCGACGUGUUUCUUUUGACUUAAGGAGGAGUGAGUGUUCUGUUUCUAAGGAGUUGCUUCAUCACCAGACAUUCACUUCGAUUUUCCACCAUUAAUUUGCGUAUUCCAUUAAAAUAUGGAAUCCAUUGUUUGUGACGCUGCUAAUAAAGUUGUGGAAUACACGUUUGGUGUCAUCAAACGUGGGUUUGUGUACGUAAUAUAUGUUGACAGCAAUGUCCAGAAUCUCAAGGAGAAAGUUCAAAACCUGAUGCAUGCCCGAGAGAGAGUGCGGCAUGAUGUUGAUGGGGCCAAAAGAAAUGCGGAAGAGAUUGAAGAGGAUGUCCUGAAAUGGAUGGCCGACGUCGAUGAGAAAUUAACUGAAGCGGGUGGGGACAAGUUGAAGGAGGAUGAAGAGAAAGCCAAGAAAAAGUGUUUCAUUGGGUUGUGUCCUAAUUUCAAGUGUCGUUACCAACUUAGCAAGAAAGCAGAGGAAGAGGCGCAGGCUAUCGUUCAACUCCUGGGAGAAGGCAAAUUUGACAAAGUUUCGUAUUCUGUUGCUCCAGAAGCGAUAAUAAACAAAGGUUACGAUGCCUUUGAAUCGAGAACAAGUGCCAUGGAGGAGAUUAUGAAUGCCUUAAGGCAAUCAAGUGUCCCAAUAGUUGGAAUACACGGGAUGGCUGGUGUAGGCAAGAGCACCCUUGCGAAAGAAGUUGCUCGUAAAGUCAGGGAAGAACGCUUAUUUGACGAAGUGGCAAUGGCAGUGGUUUCACACAAUCCAGUCAUAAGACAAAUUCAAGGAGAAAUUGCUGACAUUUUGGGCCUCAAAUUUGAUGUUGAGACUGAUGGUGGAAGAGCAAUGCAUUUACGGAAGCGAAUAAAUAAUGGCAAGAGGAUCCUCAUAAUUUUAGAUGACCUCUGGCAGAAACUCGAUCUUGAAGCUGUCGGGAUCUCAUUUGAUAAUGAAGCCGCUCAAAAAUCUUCAAUUGCUGGAGUUGGAAUCUCAUUUGAUAAUGUAGCCGCUCAAAAAUCUUCAAUUGCUGCUCAAAAAUCUUCUACUGCUGGAUGCAAAAUAUUGCUGACUUCCAGAAGCCUCGAUGUGCUCCGCCUUAUGGAUGCUGAGAGGAGUUUCGAAGUCAAAAUCUUAUCUCAAAAAGAAUCAAAGAUUCUGUUUGAAAAUAUAGUUGGUGAAGCCGUUGGAAAAUCUGAUGAUUAUCAACGUAUAGCGGAUGAAUUGGUGGAAAAAUGCGCAGGGCUGCCAGUUGCUAUUUUAGCAAUUGCAAAUACAUUGAAAAGAAGGGAUCUUCCGCAUUGGAAGGAUGCCUUGCGGCAGCUGCAGAGAUCAAUUUCAUCAAGCAUAAAAGGGGUGAAAGACGAUGUACAUUACACUAUAGAAUUGAGUUACAGAUGGUUGAUAAAGGAGGAAGCACAAUCUCUGUUCCUGCUUUGUGGCCUGCAUCCUCAAGGUUUUGAUAUUCUUGUCUCUGAUUUGCUACAGUAUUGUAUUGGGUUGGAUAUGCUGAAAGGCAUCAAAACUGUAGAAGAAGCAAGAGAAAGAAUUGAUGUACUAGUUGAUAUGCUCAAAGAUUCUAGCUUGUUACUGAAGGGAAAAGAUAACGAAUGGGUGAAGAUGCAUGAUCUCAUUCGCGAUGUUUCCCUUUCAAUCGCCUCUAAAGAUAAGCGGAUGUUGGUCAUAGAGGACGAAAAUCGUAUGAAAGAACUAUUGAAGAAGGGAAAACCCAAUGACUGCACUGCUAUCUCAUUGCUAUACAGUAAUAUUCAUGAGCUUUCUCGUGUGGAACGUUCGAAAUUGGAGCUACUCAUGUUGCUGAAUAAAGAUUCUUCUUUCCAAAUCUCAGACACUUUUUUUGAAGGCAUGAAUGAGCUGAAGGUGUUAAAUGUGACUGGUAUGAACUUUCCAUCUUUACCUUCAUCAUUUCUUUCAUUAACUAACCUUCAAACGUUGCGUUUGUAUCAAUGCAACUUGUCUGAGAUAGCCAUCAUAAGGAAUCUAAAGAAGUUAGAUAUCCUUAGCUUUCAGGGUUCUAGUAUUAAGCAAUUGCCAGUAGAGAUAGCAGAAUUGACCCAACUGAAAUUAUUAGAUUUGAGUGAAUGUUACAAACUUAAAGUGAUCCCAGCAAACGUCAUGUCAAAGUUGUCUAGAUUAGAAGAGCUAUAUGUUGGCAACAGCUUCUGUCAAUGGAAUGUUAACGGAAAUGCACAACUUCCAGAGUUGAAGAACUUGUCUUGUUUGUCUGCCUUACAUGUAUUUAUUCCUGAUGCCCAAAUUAUGCCAAAAGACUUGUUCUCUGUGAAGUUGGGAAGAUACAAGAUUGCCAUAGGAAAUCUUGAUUGGGAUUUUUCUGGGUGUGAAGCUUCGAAAGCAUUGCAACUUAACUUAGAUACUGGUAUUCAUUUAGCUGAAGGGAUUAAAAUGUUGGUAGAGAAAACUGAGGAGUUACGCAUAGAGGAAUUCAAAGGGGCCGAGAAUGUGCUCUACGAGUUAGAUAGGGAAGGUUUUCCACAUUUGAAGCAUCUCAGAGUCGUUAAUUCCUCAGACAUGAAAUGUAUUAUUAAGUCCAUGGGGUCGGCUUCGCAUAAAGCAUUUCCUGUUUUAGAGUCAUUGGAGCUUAGAGAGCUAACUGUUUUGGAGAAGAUAUGUGAUGGUCAACUCAAAACAGAAUCAUUUAGCAGACUAAAAACCGUAGAAGUUGCAGGGUGUGAUAGAUUGAAGUAUCUUUUCUCAGUCUCCAUAGCAAAAAAUCUCUACCAACUUCAAGAAAUUCGCGUAUGGAAGUGCGAGAACAUGAAAGAGAUAGUUGUAGAGGAGGAGGGAAGGGAAGAAAAUGUUGUAGAGUUUCGUCAGUUGCGCUCUUUGGAACUGCGAAAUUUGCUAAAAUUGAAAAGCUUUUAUUCCAUGGAGGAAACGCCUUCCUUAAUAGGACAAGGAGGAAGUGUAUCAAGCACAAAUAUGGUUCCACUUUUCAACGGAAAGGUUGUGUUCCCUGCCAUAAAGGAGUUGGUAUUAGAAUCAAUGAGUAGCAUCGAAAAACUAUGGGAUGAUCAGCUUCCAGCUGUUGCACGGUCUUUUGGUUUUCAAAAUUUAUCAAGUUUGGAAGUGAAAAGCUGUCAUAAUUUGAAGAAUGUGUUUACUUCCUCAAUGGUUAAAAGCUUUGUGCAACUAAAAACACUUGUUGUGGUACAGUGUGAGGAAAUGGAAGAGAUAAUAACAGUCAGUGCAAAAGAAGAAAGGAAUAACAUAAUGGUAUUUCCUAAACUUGAAUCCUUGGAUCUCUACUUUCUUCCCAAUCUUAAAAGAUUUUGCUAUGGAAUUAAUCCAAUUGAAUUCCCUGUUCUAAGGGAACUAAGGAUAUUCAAUUGUUCUCUUCUAAACACGUCCAUUGUUGUGUUCCCUGCCAUAAAGGAGUUGGUAUUAGAAUCAAUGAGUAGAAUCGAAAAACUAUGGGAUGAUAAGCUUCCAGCUGUUGCACGGUCUUUUGGUUUUCAAAAUUUAUCAAGUUUGGAAGUGAAAAGCUGUCAUAAUUUGAAGAAUGUGUUUACUUCCUCAAUGGUUAAACGCUUUGUGCAACUAAAAACACUUGUUGUGGUACAGUGUGAGGAAAUGGAAGAGAUAAUAACAAUCAGUGCAGAAGAAGAAAGGAAUAAAGCAAUGGUGUUUCCUAAACUUGACUACUUAUAUCUCGACGGGCUAUCUAAUCUCAGAAGAUUUUCCUGUGGAAUUAAUCCAAUUAAAUUUCCUGUUCUAAGGAAACUAAAGAUAACAGAAUGUCCUGCUUUGAGCACAUUUCAUUGUGAUUCUAUUACAAACGUUGGAAAGAGCAGCAACAUCAUCUCAAAGGAUCACAAACUUCAAAUUGAUGUACCACACUGUCUAUUCAAUGAUAAGGUUGUGCUCCCUGCCAUAAAGGAAUUGGUAUUAGAAUUAAUGAGUAGCAUUGGAAAACUAUGGGAUGAUCAACUUCCAGCUGCUGUAUUGUCUUCUGUUUUUCAAAAUUUAUCAAAUUUGGAAGUGGGGAGCUGUCAUAAAUUGAAGUAUGUAUUUCCUUCCUCGGUGGUUAAAAGCUUUGUGCAACUGAAAACACUAGUUGUAAGAGAGUGUGAGGAAAUGGAAGAGAUAAUAGCAGUCAGUGCAGAAGAAGAAAGGAAUAACAGAAUGGUGUUUCCUAAACUUGACUCCUUAGAGCUCAAGAGGCUUCACAAUCUCAAAAGAUUUUGCUGUGGAAAUCCAAUUCAAUUCCCCGUUCUAAGGGAACUAAAGAUUUGGAUUUGUCCUAUUCUGAGCACAUUUCUUUGUGAUUGUACGAGUGUUGGAAAUGAAGCAAGAAAGAGUAGCAGCAGCAACAUCUCAAUCCCAAAAUAUCUAUUUAAAGAAAAGGUAGCGCUUCCUAUGCUACAGCACUUGGAAAUUCAUUCCAUGGAAAACUUGGAAAGGCUAUGGCCUAACCAACUUGCCGAGCAAUCCUUUUCCAAACUAAGUUACUUUGAAUUGAAACGUUGUAAUAAGCUAGUGAAUGUUUUCCCAUUGAGUAUGUUGACAAGACUUGAAAGGCUUGACAAACUAAUCAUAUGGGAUUGUGAAUUCGUGGAAGAAAUAUUUGAACCCCAACAAGCAGAUGGUAGUACUGCAGCAGCUGUAUUUGAAUUUCGACGACUAACAUCUUUGGAACUCAUAAGAUUGCCAAAACUAAAGAACUUUUAUCAUAAAAUGCAUUCUGUAAAUUGGCCAUCAUUGAAAGAGAUAGAGGUGAUUGGAUGUGACAAAGUGGAGAUAUUAUUUGGUUUUCAAGAAACAAGUGGAGGAAAAAGUGAAUAUGAAUUAAUCCCAAUUCAACAGCUUUUAUUUUGGGUGAAUAAUUUUACAUUCCCAACUCUACAACAACUUACUUUUAGAUGGAAUAAUGGGAUGAAAGAGAUAUGGCAUUGCUAUGCCCAACAACAACUACAACAACAACUACUUGCAUCCCACUACUUCUCCAAACUAAAAGUUGUCAGACUUUACGACUUUCCUGAACAAUUAGCCAUAUUCCCAUCUUACUUGCUCCACUUAUUAUCCUUUCCCAAUCUUGAAAAGCUUGAAAUAUGCGUAGCUUACUUUAAAGAGAUAUUCCCAAGUGAAGGAGUUGGUGAGGAAAAGCCUGCAUCUGCAUGGUUGCUACUCUCUCGGUUAACUGAAUUAAGGCUGAAAUAUCUUCCUGAAUUGAUGCAUCUAUGGAAGGAAAAGGAAGGGUGUCCCAAAUUAAAAAAUAAUUUAGUUCCAUCCAUAUUUUCUUUCAGAAAUCUGGUGACUCUUGAAGUUGCAAGAUGUGAUGGAAUCAUAAAAUUAGUUGCAUAUUCCACAGCCAAAAGCCUAUUGCAGCUCAAAGAAAUGAAGGUAUGGUCGUGCGAGAAUAUAGAAGAAAUAAUACAAGGUAUUGGGGAUGAUGAAGAUGAAGCAAAGGAAGAAAUCAGUUUCCCCCAACUCAACCUUUUGGAACUUGGGUACCUACCAAAGCUAGAAAGCUUCUGCUCAUCGGGGAAUUAUACCUUUGGAUUCCCAUCCUUAGUAACUGUAAUUCUGGAAAAUUGCCCAAAGAUGAAGAUGUUCUCUCAAGGAGACUCGAACACACCAUUGUUGGACAAAGUGCGGUUACAUGAUUGGGGAAAUGAAGAGCGUUGGGAAGGCAACCUUGAUAGCACCGUACAACAACUAUUCCAAGAAAAGGUGCUUUCUUCAUAUCAAGUUCAUAAAUGCAAGGGUUCUGAUUCCUAUUUCCUUAAACAUUGUGAUUUUGCUACAUUGACCCCAUACCAAAUUUUGGUAUAUGGCUGUCACGUGGUGUGCACAGUGCCUACAACAGCUCGUGGAGGGAUGGUUUAUCCAUCCUGUUUAGAACAUGUUCCAUUUUACUCAAAUCCUUGUGCUGAAUUCCAUUCUGCCUCAGGCUAUUUCUGGUGGCCCUACUAUCACUAUGCCGGUAGCGGGAAACUAGGCAGCGAAAAUGCUCCACACAGUUUCUCAUGUGUUGAGGGCUUAAGGCCAAUCAAUCCUAAGGAUAUUGAAUGGAAGAAUGGAAGAAUGGAAAGAAUCCAAUCUCCAUGGAAGGUGUCCUAG
This is a messenger RNA of Durio zibethinus, 6700 nucleotides long. The record is from RefSeq and is a predicted model, not a curated record. NCBI's taxonomy places the organism in Eukaryota, Viridiplantae, Streptophyta, Magnoliopsida, Malvales, Malvaceae.